Messenger RNA from Branchiostoma belcheri (Belcher's lancelet), 712 nucleotides. RefSeq lists its product as uncharacterized. Lineage: Eukaryota; Metazoa; Chordata; Leptocardii; Amphioxiformes; Branchiostomatidae. The record is from RefSeq and is a predicted model, not a curated record. The transcript is spliced from 4 exons. Bases 178 to 537 code for a protein of 119 amino acids.
GCUAGCUCAUUUUCUACGUCACUGGAUCGAUCGACAAAAUAUGUACAUACAGAUAAAACUGUUUUAUUUAGUUUCCGUCUUGUUUAAAGCCAACAUUGAGACAGAGGACCAUAUUGGAGCUACUUGUACUUCUUUUCGUCGGAGUCUUUAACAGCCAUUUCUUCAUCACAUCCAACCAUGCAGUACAGCUAUUUCUUCGUGCUGACCACAGCUUUGGUUGCUGUAUGGCUGUCCAACGGUGUCACAGACGCGGCUCUUCCACCAGUGCCCCUAAACGGUGGACCGUGCCCCUAUGACGAAACCGACGUCGACUCUUGCGGCAUGGGGUGUUGGUGUAGGGACGACUACGCAUACUGCGUAUCCCCCUAUCCCUGGCCGUAUGGUGGCCGCUGUUGGAUGCUGGACACGGACUUCAUCUGUUGUAGGAAUGAGUGGAGCGACCAGCACUGCGACUAUGUGGGGUUCGUGGAGGGGAGCAAUCAAAUGACCCUCUGUCCGUUCGAGUUCGACGCCGGACUUCCCCCCCUGGGGAAGUAGAUGGAGAUCUCUAACAAGUUACGCGCCAGCCUUGGCUAAUAGAAUCAAGAGAUCGAGAAAGCAAAAUAAAACGAGAAGUCGGAAGUUUCAGACCUCCCGAGAAUGUUUCGAGUACUAGUAUUCGUGAAUGUGUAUGAUGUAAUUUAAUCGGGUAUUCUACCACUUCUUGACAGCG